ACAGAGCAGUAUAUCGAACAACCUCGCCAACGUCGAAUCAAGCCGGUUUUAGGCCAACAACUUUUUCUUCGUCUUUAGAAACAACCGAAAUUAUGGCGGAAUCAGAGAGGACAGUAGUAGUAGCGAUGGACGGAAGUGAGAAUUCCGAUUUCGCCUUUGACUGGUACAUGAAGAAUGCGUACCACAAGGGGGAUCAUGUGAUCUUUGUUCACUGUCCAGAAUACCACACAGUGGUUCAGUCACCUAUGGUGAUGGCAGAUGUUACUGUGCUGACUGACAUGUGGAAAGAGGAAGAAAAAAGAAUCAAAGAAUUGCUGGAGAAACUAGGUCAGCAGAUGAAGGACCACGGGAUUGGCGGGAAGGUGAAGAGUAUCGGAGGCAGCCCAGGGGAGGUAAUCUGUCAGGUGGCAAAGGACGAGAACGCUGCGCUGAUCGUGACCGGGACCCGGGGGAUGGGGAAGAUCCGCCGUACCUUCCUCGGCAGCGUUAGCGACUACAUUCUGCACCACGCUCACGUCCCCGUGCUGGUCGUCAGACACAAGGAUGACCCCAAGAACUAGAGGUCACCCACCCCUCCCUGGGGCCUCCCACCCUCAAAUUCUCACGGAAACCAGUGUCAUCACGAGUAGCUCUCAUGGAUUCAAUUUUUACUUUUGACCCUUUAACUUACAAUUCACUGGUGUUCUUAUGCAAAUUAUGUCCAAAAUGCUUUUGUUAACUCUUUCAAAGAAAUGACUUUCUCUUUUGUAUACUUGAUUUAAACUGCUGAAAACUAUAGAAUCAAUAACCAGAUUUUGAAAUAUUUGUGAAAGUAAGGAAUUUUUAUGAAGAUAUGAACAAUUUUUUAUGUUCAUUUUAGACGUCUUACCUAAUAAGCAUCAUCAUUUUCCCUUACGCAUUGACUUUUGUACCGUUGAAUGGAUUUGUAAUUUUCUUGACAAACUUAGGUUUCACUGAUUGAUGUUUGUGUUUUUUUUUAUCUGAAGUGAAGUUGUGGAUUAGUUUUUUUGGCUGAAUCCCAAACAUAAACAGAGAACUGGGGGAGGAGAGGUCAAGGUCAUUGCAAAGAGAUGCCAUAAUCUUCAAGUAUUUUUAGUGCUACCCAAGUUUGUACCCAUAUGUAGUAUUUUUUUUUAUCAGAUGUAUAUUUCUUGUUAAAUCGUAUAAAGCAAAACCGAGUAAAAGGAUUCCAUUAAAAGAAAAUGUAAAACAUUGUAUAUUUGGAAGUUUAUUUAAAAUAAUAUGUACUAGUAGUUGUGUCAGUCAUUUCUUUUUUCAAAAUAUAUGUCAUUGGUGCAUGUAAUGCGUGAUAAAUGCCAUCAAAAGACCAAUAAAAUUCGAUAUCUUCUCUGUAAUCAGUAAAUAAACUGAAGUCAUAGAAA
Saccostrea cuccullata (small rock oyster) is the source of this 1382-nucleotide messenger RNA. RefSeq names its product universal stress protein Slr1101-like. The transcript is spliced from 4 exons. Lineage: Eukaryota; Metazoa; Mollusca; Bivalvia; Ostreida; Ostreidae. The record is from RefSeq and is a predicted model, not a curated record. Bases 93 to 560 code for a protein of 155 amino acids.